CCAGUGACUAUAUUAAUUCGUAAUAGUUAAAGUCGAAAAGUGUGGUUUUAAGCCGGUUCGCGUUCCUGAAAUGAACUUUUGAAUUUUAGUAAGGACAUGUACGAAAACGGAAAAGAUCUCGUGCUGGAACGACGUUUAUUUUCUCGCCGAUAGCAUUACGCAUUUGUUCAAUGUCCUCUCGAAAACACACCUCCCGUUUAACAUCGGUAAUUAGAAGAACUUAAAACGAAGAAGCAAUCUGUAGCUUUGCAUUAAAAGCUUUACUUCACAUUGGAAUAAAUAUUACAUAAUGGCAGAAUAUAAGCUCGUUGUUGUGGGAGCUGGAGGUGUUGGCAAGUCUGCGCUGACUAUUCAACUGAUACAAAAUCAUUUUGUAGACGAAUACGAUCCAACUAUAGAAGACUCUUAUAGGAAACAAGUAGUCAUAGAUGGAGAAACAUGCCUUUUAGACAUAUUAGAUACAGCUGGUCAAGAAGAAUAUAGCGCGAUGAGAGACCAGUACAUGAGAACCGGAGAAGGAUUUUUAUUAGUGUUUGCUGUGAAUUCAGCUAAAAGUUUUGAAGAUAUAGGAACAUAUAGGGAACAAAUAAAAAGAGUAAAGGAUGCAGAAGAAGUACCAAUGGUACUAGUAGGAAAUAAAUGUGAUCUCCAGCAAUCUUGGGCAGUAAACAUGACGCAAGCGAGAGAAAUUGCCCGUCAAUACGGUGUGCCUUUUGUUGAAACUUCUGCAAAGACUAGAAUGGGAGUAGAUGAUGCUUUUUAUACUUUGACAAUAAUGCCAUCUCUUGAAUGAGAUAUGAAUCUCUAAUAAACUAUACAAACUUAAUUUUUCUUACAUAAGCUGCAAUUGUAAAUACAUUUUGUAAAGUCAUUUCGACAGUCUUUAUCUUUUCCAAGCAAUUUUAACAUUCCAAUAAGCUGAACUUCCAUCAUCCAAUAUAUAUCUAAUUUUUUUUUUUUUUUUUUUUUUCAUAAUUGGCACCUGUUACCUACACUUUCCUCCAUUUUACUUUCUGAAAAGUCUGGUAUUAUUUGACAGAUCUUGUUCACAGAAGAUCAUUUUGUAAACUAUAAAAGCUGUAACUAGAUACUUGUCAUGCAUCUAAAUCUGAAUCUUUUGGCCUAAGUAUUUGAUAAUAAGGCCAGAGAGCCCCCAAUUUUACCUUUUUCUUUUUUACUGCAUUAUGGAAAUGAACUUCAUCAUACCAUGCUAAAUGAAUGAUGAGUGUGCAUAAACCAGAAGAGAAUUUGAGAACCAAUUUUACCGUCAUAAAUUAUUUGGGUGCUUGGAAGUUUCAAGUUUUAACAAGGAACCUGAACUUAAUAAUUUUCCCUUUACAUUAAUUAAAACUUGCUUAUACACGAAUUAUCGUUUUGUAUCGUUUGUGUUUGUAUGAUGGUUUUUGUCCUCUGUUUUCUCUAUCUUAUUAAAUAAGUCAAUGGUUAAUUGGUAGAUUGAAUUCUUAAUCCAAAUUUAAUUCCCCAUUGAGAAAUUUUAUUUUCUUCUGACGCCAUUGCUGUUGUAAAGAGUACUACUCUGUAAAUUGAAAAUGAUAGAAACACAUAAAUUACACCUAGUCCUAAAUUUUGAACAAUCAAGGGUUAAAUACUUUGCUAAAUAAUCUAAAUAGUACAAUUUGCAUAUAUUCUCGUACAUUUAAACGCAUAAAUUUGUAAUUCUAGCUUUUUCAAAUAUUGAAAAUGUGUACAUAUAUAUAAAAUUGCACAGCAUAGGUGUUGUUAGGUAGUUUAUAUUUGUAAUAAAACUCGAUAUAAAAAGUGUUCUUUAUAUUCAUUCUGUUUUGAAUGAUUGUUUUUAAACAUUAAUUGUAGGCCAUCUAUGCUGUUUAGUUUUAUAAUAUCAAAGGAGCAAUUGACAAAUCUUUCACUAACUAGUUGUCUUCUUACGAUGGUUUAUGUUUAUGUAACAAAAAAGUCACAUUAUCCGAAUCAAACGGUCCUAAAAUAUAAUUAAUAUAAUAUAAUAUAAUUAACACGUUGACUGCCGUGUACGUGUUGACUCAUAGCUGACAAUUUAUCACCGGAUCCCGCUUAUACGUUAUCUCGCGAAGACGUUAGUAAUAUCAGCGGUGUCGGGGAUCAUUUUGUCCAACGAUGGUCAACGUGUUGAAAAUGGCAUUUUUAAAUCAAAGUUUAUAUAUCUGUGUCAUAUCCAAUUAGGUUCGAACUAUCAUGAAAAUUAAGCGCAUAUUUCACUAAUCAUUUGUUUAAUUCUCCUAUUCAAUCCGUGAUUCAAAACAUCAACAUAUACUUCUGAUAGCAUUACUUUUCCUUAAAGAAUUUUCGUGCUUGCAUAGCACUUGUUUUUAAAAUCAACAUAAAAGGAAUCAAUAAUUCGAUACUCGUUUACAUCAUAAACAUAUGAAUUACUAGUAUAAUUUAUACACCGAUGAAUACUAUAAUACACUUUUUGAAUGUGUUAAAUAUUAUUGUGCGAAUGCAUCUUAAUUUUUUUUACCGAAAAAUUAAUGUAUAUUUUUGUUAAGAGAUUUUCUAAGAAUCUUUGUAUUAUUAACUAAAUAGGGUUAUAAAUUUUACAUAAUAUUUGUCAUUCAAUGGCAUGGUAAAAUUACUACAACGAUAAAAAUGUAAGAAAUAGUUUAUAAAAUAAUUCAAAUUAAUAAAAAAACAUUUAUACGUAUAAAAAA
Molecule: messenger RNA, 2669 nt
Organism: Hylaeus anthracinus
Lineage: Eukaryota; Metazoa; Arthropoda; Insecta; Hymenoptera; Colletidae
Gene: Ras85D
Product: ras-like protein 1
Exons: 5
Coding region: 290-793 (167 amino acids)
Biological process (GO): epidermal growth factor receptor signaling pathway; Ras protein signal transduction
Cellular component (GO): plasma membrane
Molecular function (GO): GTP binding; GTPase activity; GDP binding
Source: RefSeq, a predicted model, not a curated record